Messenger RNA from Penicillium brasilianum, 1349 nucleotides. The record is from the annotation of a GenBank genome assembly. Lineage: Eukaryota; Fungi; Ascomycota; Eurotiomycetes; Eurotiales; Aspergillaceae.
AGAGGAUUGACUCUCCCACUGCAUUUUGUUUACAGGUUUGGAUUAUGGACUGGGACGGCAUCUGCUUCAAUACUGCAACCCUGAUUGCGGGAGUUUUCGUCCUCGACUAUGGUGCUGAUAAAUUCCUCGACCACACGGUUAUCGUGGGACAACGGUUGGGAAUCUCGCCAACUCUAAUCGCACUUUUGACUGCCGGCGCUGAAUAUGAAGAGCUUGCCGUUGUUGUCGCCGCAAUUGUUCAAGGCCACAGCCCUCUCGCCCUGGGCAAUGUGGUUGGAUCUGCCAUCUCCAACAUCCUGGGUGCCUUCUCAUUGGGAAUCCUCUUCCACCCAGGACAGAUGAAAUUCGAUAAGAGCGCAAAGAUUUACUCGGCGCUCCUUCUUUUCAUCACUACGCUCUUUGUGGUCUUAGCAUUCUUCAAUCAACUGAAUGAAGUAACUGGCGGGCUUCUUAUUGCGGGAUUCGCGAUUUAUAUCCUGUCUAUCGGUUAUGCCAUUUACAAAGGUGUAACAGAAGCGCCUCAACUGUCAGACAGUGAUAGUGACAGAGAAGAUGAUUUACCUAUCACCCAUAGUGAUGAUGCGGCUGGUCAGAAUAGCCAAGCGUCAAUUUCAGAGAACUCGCCCCUCCUGGCCAACACCACUUCAGAGCAGGGUCAAAAUAGUGUCAAGUCCGUGCGGUCACUCUUUUACCAUCUCUGUCAACUCAUUUUCGGUUUACUUGCACUCUCGCUGUCUGGUUACAUCAUUGCCCAUAGCGCCGGUGCUCUUACCCAGUCUUUGCAGCUAUCGGGCACCGUCUUUGGUUUGACGGUAAUUGCUUUUGCAACAACUCUUCCAGAAAAGUUUAUCUCGGUGCUUAGCGGCUCCAGAGGCCAAGGUGGCAUUAUUGUUGCGACGACGGCAGGGAGUAACAUAUUCCUACUAACGAUCUGCAUCGGCGUUGUUGCCGUCACCGGAAUACCAGUCAACCGUGCAGAUCACUUUGUUCUUUUCGAACUGGCGACUGUUUGGGUAUCUGCGUUGGGAUUGACCGCUAUCGUCUUUCUUGGAUCAAGUCGUAUUGCUGGGCUGGUGCUUCUCGCUGCCUACAUCCUCUUCAUAAUCCUCGAGUUUGCGGUGUACAAACGUUGAAUGCUCGAGAUUUUCAGACCGAGGGAGAUGCUGCAUGAUACUUGAACGCCAUAAAGCGACUCAGGGGUUUAUUCAAGAAGCACCCAGAAUUUGACAUUUUUCUUCAUGAUACUUGAUCUCUAUUAUUCACCGUAUUCUCCGCCUUCCUGACUCCAGCCACAGACGCACGGAUCUACCCCCAUAUUCUCGCAUUCCUCACGGUCGGCAUCCCCGGUU